Dictyostelium purpureum is the source of this 4038-nucleotide messenger RNA. RefSeq lists its product as uncharacterized. NCBI's taxonomy places the organism in Eukaryota, Evosea, Eumycetozoa, Dictyosteliales, Dictyosteliaceae. The transcript is spliced from 4 exons. Bases 1 to 4038 code for a protein of 1345 amino acids. The record is from RefSeq and is a predicted model, not a curated record.
AUGAAUGGAAAAAUUAAAUCAGGAUUAUACAAUCCAUACUCAAAACCAGUAAAUAGAAAUAAUAGUAUUAGAGAUGAAGAGGAAGACUCAUCAUUUUUAGUAUCGUCUCCACCAUCCCCAAAUAACGAACAAGUGGAGAACAAAGGUUUCUUUAAGACCAUGGUAAAUAAGAUUUUAUCAAAGCCUCUGAAAUGGAUGUUUUCAGAUUUUGAUGAAACUACUCAACAAACUGGUGUUACACCAAAGAAGGUUGGUCAAAGAAAUGAGGAAUAUAAUAAUAAAGAAAAUAGUGAAUACGAUAAUAAUUUAGCAAAAGUUAAAUUACCUCAAACAACAGGUUUAAAAAUCGAUACAUCCUCAAUAACUUUCAAUGAUUUAACCCAAAAUAUUAAACCAAAUAAUAUAACAACCACUACUACAUCAAAUAAUAAUAAUAAUAAUAAUAAUAACAAUAAUAAUACCAUUAAUAAUAAUAAUACAACAAUUAAUAAUAAUAGAUCAUCACCAUUAAGACCAAAUGGUGCUUAUAAUGUUGGAAUUAAAAAUAUAUUAGUAAAUAAUAAACCAACAACUUCUGUAACACCACCAUUAUCAACUACCUCAUCAAUUUUAAAUAAUAAUAUUUCAACUUUAUAUCCAAAUUUAAAACAAGAUCGAAUAAACGCUUUUAAUAAUUCAACAUCUACAUCACCAUCAUUAAAUAUAAAUAGAAAUAUUAAAAAUAAUUUAUCACCAACCCAAACUAAAUUAAAAAUCAAUACUACAUCACUUUACAAUACAGCAACUCUUUCGAAUACACAAUAUAAAACUAAACCAAUUUCUUCAACAUUGUAUGGUAAUUCACCAUUCGAAACCACUACAUCAAUUUUAUCAAAAAGAAAGUUUAGCAGUGAUGAUGGUAGUAAUAGUUUAUAUAAAUCAAAUAAAGACGAGGAUGAUAGUAAUCCACCAUUAAAAAAAAGAAUUUCAGAUGAAAAUUCAGUAAUGUUAGCAACUAGCCAAGCAGCUAAAAGAAUUUUGGAUUGUUUAGAUUCAUUUUCAAAUCCAGUUUUAUCCCAUUACAAUUUACAAACAUCUACUCAAAAUGGUAAUGAAUCUAUUAAUGGUUCAGCAAGUACUUUUGGAACCGAUUCAACACUUUCAUCUUCAACUGCUCUUAGAUCAAGUUACAGAAUCCCACAAAUUUCUAUCAAUUAUAAAUAUAACCCAUAUGGUUUAAGUAAAUUAUUGGAAAAAAAACCAAAAUCAAAUAAGGAUAAAGAUUUUGAAAUUCCAACAACUUCACUCACUUCAUCAGUAUCAUUAUAUAGAAAACCAGGUACUCAAACAACUACAAGCACAAGCAUACAACCAACAGUUUCGUCAAACACUAAAGAUACAACAACUCCAUCAAUACCAAAAACAAUAUCACCAACAGCUACAACAGCAACAGCAACAACAGCUACAACAGCACCAGCAACAACAGCUACAACAGCAACAUCAUUAUUCACACCACCAGCAACUACAUCAUCAUUAUUUGGUAAUAAAGACUCUGAAGAAAAGACAUCUAGUUUAUUUUCAAAUACUAACGCUGCUGAGAAGAAACAGGAUAAAUUUUCACCAUAUGAAAAGAAGAGAUCAAAGGAUGAAAUUGAAGAAAAUGAGGACACUUUUAAAUUGCCAAGUUAUAAAGUUGACAUUCCACCAAACUUUAAUUUGGAUACAUCAAAUUUCAAAACUUUACCAUUAUCUUCCACAUUAAACACUACCUCAACACCAACAUCAAACAUGGAUAAAAAAAAUAAAAUUGAGUUUAAUCCAAUUCCAACAACAGAAAGUUUUAAAAUUCCAGGUCCAAUUACACUUGAAACAUCCGGCUCAUUAUUUGGUACCACUGUUCCAUCCUCAGCAAGUAAUAAAUUUGAUUUAUCUAGUACCACCAAAAAUUCUGAAAAAGAAACAGCUAAGCCAAUAUCAUUAUUUAGUGACAAAUCUGAAGGUUUAUUCUCAAAACCAUCUACCGAGGCAAGUAAAGGUUCAUCUCUAUUCACUUCACCAACAACAACCACAUCAAGUCCAUUUGGUGCUCCAGCAUCUGUUGAAAAAGAUAAGGAAAAGACAUCACCAACAACACCUUCAAGUUUAUUUAAUAAUGCAUCUGUGGGUUUAUUCUCAAACAAAACUUCAACAUCAGCUUUACCAACAACAAACUCAAUAUUCUCUUCAUCAAACUCAACCAGUAUUUUCGGAUCAGCUCCAAAAGAAACUGUAAAACCAACUUCUACAUUACCAACAGCAGCACCAACUACUGGCGGAUUUGGAUUUGGUACUGCUAAAAAACCAGAUAAUGUUCCAAAAGAAAAAGAAGAACAAGAGGAGGAGGAGGAACAAGAAGAUGCUGAAGAAGAGGAAGAGGUGGUCGAAGAAUUUUAUGUUCCACCAGAAUCAGAUGAAGAGGGAGAAGAAGAAGAAGAAAAUUAUGAAGGUGAGGAGGGAUUUUAUGUUCCACCAUCUUCCGACGAAGAUGAAAAAGAUAAAAAGAAAGAUGAAAAAUCAAAUUUACCAUCAUGGAUAUCAGGCUCAAGCCUCUUUACUUCAACUCCAACUAGUGGUUUAUUUGAUACAAAACCAUCUGCAUCUAAUAACAAUUCAUCAAACAGCUUAUUCUCUGGUGCUUCAGGAAGCAGUUUAUUCUCUAGCGGUUCGUUAAUGAGCAAUAAGAUACUUUCAAAUACAUCCGAAAAAUCACUCUUUAACCAAGGUCCAGAUUCAAGUGAUGAAGAAGAUAAAAAGAAGAGUAAAAAGAAGAAAUCAUCACAAUCUCCAACCACUUCAAAAGUAUCUUCAGCCUCAACUUCAACCUCAUUAUUUGGCGAUAAUAAAUUAAAUGGCUCUACUUCAACCUCAUUGUUUGGUGAUACCAAAUCAAAUGGCCCUACCUCAUUAUUUGGUUCAAAUACCUUAUCAUCAACCACACCAUUAUUUGGUUCAAACACCUUAACAUCAACCACACCAUUAUUUGUAAAUCAUAAUAGUUUACCUGAAGAUGAAGGUAAAGUAGAUGAAAAAGAAGAUAAAAAAGAAUAUAAGAAGGAUGAAAAACCAGGAGCCUCAUUAUUUAGUGGUAAUACCUCUUCUAUUGGAUUAUUCUCCUCAUCUUCAAAUUCACCCUCAUCAACUACAUCUGAUAAACCUUUAUUCACUAAUUCUUCAGCACCUAUUUCUGGUUCAUUGUUUGGCUCAAGUUCAUCAAUAAACUCAACCUCUUCAUCAUCAUCAGCAUCAUCAUUAUUUGGUCCAAGUACAACCCCAGGUUUAUUUAGUAGCACAAAAGCUGAUGACAAAGAAAAGAAAGAAGAUAAACCAGUUUUAUUUAGUAGCAACAAUACUUUAGUACCAACAACAACAACAACAACAACAACACCACCAUUGUCAUCAUCAUCAUCAUCAUCCACAUCAUUAUUUGGUUCCACCACAACUACAAGCUCAUCAUCUUUAUUUGGCAGUACUCCAUCAACAACAUCAACACCAUCAUUUUUUUCAAAUCCAUUUACUUCAACCGAUAAAAAAGAAGAAUCAACAAGUACAAACUCCUUAUUUAGUGCACCAUCCUCAACAACAGUAGCAUCAGCAUCAUUAUUUUCAAGCUCACCAUUUACAACAUCAACUCCUUUUUCAUCAACAACAUCAUCUACACCAUUAUCAACAACAACCAAAUCAGAAACCAAUUCAUCCUCAACUUUAAACUUAUUUAGUAAUCCAACAGAUAAAAAAGAAUCAACAACAAGUCUCUUUGGUGGAACAACAUCACCAAGUUUGAACACAACAGCACCAUCUGCAGGUUUAUUUGCCCCAUCAACUGCACCUAAUCCAUUUGGAAACCUUGGUUCUGCUCCCUCAACAGCUCCUAAUCCAUUUGGUAUGAUGGGAUCCAAUGGUACCCCAGGUUUUGGUGGAUUUGGAAAUGCUCCUCAAUCAUUUAAUUCAAAUCAAUCCUCACAAGGUGGUUUAUUUUCUCUUGGAAAGAAUGAUAUUACAAAAAAGAAAAAAAAACCAUAA